Messenger RNA from Effrenium voratum, 327 nucleotides. The record is from the annotation of a GenBank genome assembly. NCBI's taxonomy places the organism in Eukaryota, Dinophyceae, Suessiales, Symbiodiniaceae.
AUGUCGGCAUCGUCAGUGGUCACCUGCGAAGUGUGCAGCCGAUGCAGGCAGCUGCACAGCUGCUGCACAUGUGAGCAUCCGGUGCUCACGCAGGUCUUGAUGCCAGCAGCAACGCACCGGUGUCUGACGCUCCUGCGGAUGGAUGGCCUAUGUGCAGCACUCGAGUGGACGGAUCCGACGGAGGACCAUCUCCUGCACAGGCGACGCCAGGAGCAGUGCAGCUGGAGGCGGUGGUGUGGAGAGCGAGAGCAAAAAAAAAAGCCUCCUCCUGCCGCCAACCACCAGCAGCUGGACACUGUCGAUGCUGGCGUGUUUUCGUUCGGCUAG